Erinaceus europaeus (western European hedgehog) is the source of this 1393-nucleotide messenger RNA. RefSeq names its product immunoglobulin kappa light chain-like. Lineage: Eukaryota; Metazoa; Chordata; Mammalia; Eulipotyphla; Erinaceidae. The coding region runs from base 37 to 1218 and encodes 393 amino acids. Gene Ontology annotation, biological process: immune response; immunoglobulin production. The transcript is spliced from 7 exons. The record is from RefSeq and is a predicted model, not a curated record.
AAUCUGUGCAGGAGUCAGUCUCAGUCAGGACACAACAUGGAUAUGAGGGUCCCCACUCAGCUCCUCAGCCUCCUGCUGCUCUGGCUUCCAGGUGCCAUAUGUGACAUCCAGAUGACCCAGGCUUCAUCCAUCCUGCCUGUAUCUCUACAAGGAACAGUCAGCAUCACCUGCCGGGCCAGCCAGGACAUUAGCAAGUGGUUAGCCUGGUACCAGCAGAAACCAGGAAAAGCUCCAAAGCUCCUGAUCUAUGAAGCAUCCAAAUUGCAAACUGGGGUCCCUUCCCGCUUCAGUGGCAGUGGAUAUGGGACAGAUUUCACUCUCACCAUCAACAAUAUAGAGGCUGAAGAUGUUGCAACUUACUACUGUGAACAGUAUAACAGUUACCCUCUCACAGCAUGUAGCAUUGUAGAAAGAGCACUUUUUUCCUGUGCCAUUAGUGCUGACCCUCUGCAGCCAUCAGAGCCACUGCCUGGUCACAACCUGCGCAGGAGUCAGUCCCAGUCAGGACACAGCAUGGACAUGAGGGUCCCCACUCAGCUCCUCAGCCUCCUGCUGCUCUGGCUCCCAGGUGCCAUAUGUGACAUUCAGAUGACCCAGGCUUCAUCCAUCAUGCCAGCAUCUCUAAGAGGAACAAUCAGCAUCACCUGCCGGGCCAGUCAGGGUAUUACUAAUGAUGUGGCCUGGUACCAGCAGAAACCAGGAAAGGCUCCAAAGCUCCUGAUCUAUGAAGCAUCCAGUUUGCAAACCGGGGUCCCUUCCCGCUUCAGUGGCAGUGGAUAUGGGACAGAUUUCACUCUCACCAUCAACAAUCUAGAGGCUGAAGAUUCUGCAACUUAUUACUGUCAACAGUAUAACAGUUACCCUCUGACGUUCGGCCAAGGGACCAAGUUGGAAAUCAAACGGGCUAAUACUAGCCCAUCUGUCACCCUGUUCUUACCAUCUGCGGAGCAGUUACAGACUGGAAAAGCCUCUCUCGUAUGCUUUCUAAGACGCUUCUAUCCCAGAAAAGCUGAUGUCAAGUGGAAAGCUGAUGGAGUUGUCCUAAAUACGGGCAUUGAGAACAGCUUCACAGAGCAGGACGCCAAGGACAGCACGUACAGUCUCAGCAGCAUCCUGACGAUGAACAGUGAUGAAUUCAACAAUCAUGAAACAUAUACCUGUGAGGUCAUUCAUGAGAGUGUGUCCUCCCCCAUCGUCAGGAGCAUCAGAAGGCAGUAGUCUCAGAGUGAGAGGCUCCAUCACCCUGCCUCUACCCUGACACCUCCAGUCCUUUUCUCACAAGACAUCUACCCCUACUUUAGUCCUUCAGCCCCCUCCUCCUCCUCCUCAUGGUUUUAAUCAUGGUAACAUUUGUGGCAGAAGGAACAAAUAAAGUGAAUCUUUGCACUUGAAA